Messenger RNA from Gossypium raimondii (Peruvian cotton), 5021 nucleotides. Its product is annotated as myosin-6. Gene Ontology annotation, cellular component: cytoplasm; vesicle; actin cytoskeleton. Gene Ontology annotation, molecular function: actin filament binding; ATP binding; microfilament motor activity. Gene Ontology annotation, biological process: vesicle transport along actin filament; actin filament organization. Lineage: Eukaryota; Viridiplantae; Streptophyta; Magnoliopsida; Malvales; Malvaceae. The record is from RefSeq and is a predicted model, not a curated record. Bases 1 to 4569 code for a protein of 1522 amino acids. The transcript has 39 exons.
AUGGACUCACAGGCUGCUCCAUCCAGUAUUAUGAUUGGUUCCCGCGUUUGGGUGGAGGAUCCAGAUGAUGCUUGGUUAGAUGGGGAAGUGAUAGAAAUUAAUGGGGAAGAGAUUAAAGUAAAGUGUACAGCUAAGACGGUUGUGGCCAAGACAUCUAGUUCCUAUCCAAAGGAUCCUGAAUUUCCUGAAUGUGGUGUUGAUGAUAUGACAAAGCUAGCAUAUUUGCAUGAGCCAGGGGUUUUGCAGAACUUAAAAUGUCGAUAUGAUGCUAAUGAAAUAUAUACCUAUACAGGAGGUAUAUUGAUUGCCGUAAAUCCUUUUAAAAGACUGCCACAUUUAUACGACAUUCAGGUGAUGCAAAAGUACAAAGGGGCAGCCUUGGGUGAGCUAAGCCCACAUCCAUUUGCGGUUGCAGAUUCUGCCUAUAGACAGAUGAUUAAUGAGGGAAUUAGCCAAGCAAUUUUGGUAAGUGGUGAAAGUGGAGCUGGUAAAACAGAGAGUACAAAGAUGCUUAUGCGCUAUCUAGCCUAUAUGGGAGGGAGAGUUAGCAAUGCAGAGGAACGGUCUGUGGAGCAGAAGGUCUUGGAGUCUAAUCCUGUUCUAGAAGCAUUUGGCAAUGCGAAGACUGUCAGAAACAAUAAUUCAAGUCGCUUUGGCAAGUUCGUGGAAAUUCAAUUUGAUCAAAGGGGUAGAAUUUCUGGAGCUGCAAUAAGAACUUAUUUGCUAGAACGAUCUCGUGUUUGCCAAGUGUCUGAUCCAGAGAGAAAUUAUCAUUGCUUUUAUAUGCUUUGCUCUGCACGAAAGGAGGAUGUUGAGAAGUACAAAUUGGGAAAUCCUAGAACUUUUCAUUACUUAAACCAGUCAAAUUGUAUUGAGUUGGAUGCUCUAAAUGAUUCUGAAGAGUACAUUGCAACUAGGAGAGCUAUGGAUGUUGUUGGGAUUAGUGAGGAAGAACAGGAUGCAAUAUUUCGAGUUGUGGCUGCAAUUUUACAUUUAGGAAAUGUAGAGUUUUCUAAGGGACAAGAAACAGAUGCUUCUGAACCUAAGAAUGAUAAAUCUCGAUUCCAUCUAAAAACUGCUGCAGAACUUUUCAUGUGUGAUGAGAAGUCUCUUGAAGAAUCCUUAUGUAAACGUGUCUUUGUGACUCGUGAUGAAACCAUUACUAAAGCACUAGAUCCAAAUGCUGCAGCCCUCAGUAGAGAUGCUCUUGCCAAAAUUGUCUAUUCAAAAUUAUUUGACUGGCUUGUGGAGAAGAUAAAUGUUGCUAUUGGUCAGGAUAAAGAAUCAAAAUUCUUGAUUGGUGUUCUUGAUAUUUAUGGAUUUGAGAGUUUCAAGACAAACAGUUUUGAGCAAUUCUGCAUCAAUUUGACAAAUGAAAAGCUACAACAACAUUUUAAUCAGCAUGUCUUUAAGAUGGAACAGGAGGAAUAUGAAAGAGAAGCAAUUGAUUGGAGUUAUAUAGAAUUUGUUGAUAAUCAAGAUAUUCUUGAUCUCAUUGAGAAGAAACCUGGUGGCAUCAUAGCUCUUCUUGAUGAGGCUUGCAUGUUCCCCAGAUCAACACAUGAGACAUUUGCUCAAAAGCUUUAUCAGACUUUUAAAGACCAUAAACGCUUCAGUAAGCCUAAGUUGUCGCGCACUGACUUCACCAUUUAUCAUUAUGCUGGCGAUGUGACUUACCAAACCGAGCUUUUCCUGGAUAAGAACAAAGAUUAUGUUGUUCCAGAGCAUCAAGCCUUACUGGCUGCUUCAAAGUGCUCUUUUGUUUCAAGCUUGUUUCCUCCUUUACCUGAGGAAUCUUCCAAAUCAUCAAAGUUUUCUUCUAUAGGUUCUGGCUUCAAGCUACAACUCCAAUCUUUGCUGGAGACUUUGAGUUCCACUGAGCCACACUACGUUCGUUGUGUAAAGCCAAAUAAUGCUCUUAAGCCAGCAAUAUUUGAAAACAAUAAUGUACUACAACAACUUCGAUGUGGGGGAGUGAUGGAGGCAAUUAGAAUUAGUUGUGCCGGAUUUCCCUCCCGAAAGCUGUUUCAUGAAUUUAUAGAUCGGUUUGUCAUAUUGGCUCCAGAGGUUCGAAAUAAGAGUGGCAAGAAAGAUGAUAUCGCUGCUUGCAAAAAGAUUCUGGAGAAGAGUAACCUCACUGGUUAUCAGAUUGGUAAAACAAAAGUUUUUCUUAGGGCUGGUCAGAUGGCAGAACUGGAUGGUCAGCGAGGUGAGAUUUUGGGAAGUUCAGCUACAAAAAUACAGAGAAGAGCCUGUACAUAUAUGUGUCGCAAAAAGUUUGUCUUGCUAAAAUCAUCUGCCACACAAAUUCAAGCCUUUUGUAGAGGACAAAUGACACGCCAUCUGUAUGAGGGAAUGAGAAGGGAAGCUGCUAGUUUGAAAAUUCAAAAAUAUGCACGCAGGUUUCUAAAAAGGAAAGCAUACAAUAAUUUGCGCUUCUCAGCUAUUUCCAUUCAGGCAAGUUUACGUGCCCUUAGUGCUCGUAAUGAGCUUCGGUCCAGGAAGCGGACUGUAGCUGCAACUGUAAUUCAGACUCAUUGUCGACGAAAAUUGGCCAACCUUCGUUAUCGUCGGUUAAAGGAAGCAGCACUUAUCAUACAAUGUGCCGUGAGAGGAAGCAAUGCAUUUGGAGAAUUAGUGAAGCUAAGAAUGGCUGCCAAGGAAACUGGUGCACUCCAAGACGCCAAGGAUAAGCUGGAAAAGCAAGUUAAAGAACUUACAAGCAGCUUGCAGUUGGAGAAAAAAUUGAGGGCUGAGCUUGAGGAAUCCAAAAACCAAGAAAUUGCAAGGUUACAAUCUGCUUUGGAGAUGACGCAACUUGAGUUGAAGGAAACAAAAGAAAUGCAAAACAAGGAAGGUCAAACUGCAAAAAACAUUGCUGUGACUCAGGAGGUUCCUGUUACUAAUGAUGUAUUGGUGAAAAAACCUGCUGCUGAAAAUGAAGGGCUGAAGGAAACAAAAGAAUUGCCACUUAAGGAAAGUGCAGCUGCAAGCAGCACUUCUGAACAAGUUCCUACGACUCAGGGGAUCCCUGUUACUAGUGACGAAUUGACAAAGAAACUUACAGCAGAAAAUGAACGGCUGAAGGCUCUGGUAAGUUCAUUAGAACAGAAAAUUGAGGAAACUGAGAAGAAAUAUGAAGAAACAAGCAAGCAUGCUAUGGAGGCAGAGUCAAAGAUAAUUGAGCUAAAAACAGCAAUGCAGAGGCUUGAAGAGAAGAUUUUGGACAUAGAAACUGAAGACCAGAUUUUACGACAGCAAGCAUUGUUGAGUGCAUCUAAUUCAAAAACGUCAGAGACAGCUGCAACAUCCGCACCUCUGGAAAAUGAUCAACAGGCACAAAUGAGUCCUGGUUCAUCAAAAAAAAGUUUGGGUAGAGAAGAUAGUAAAACAAGUUCACAAAAUGGAAGGCAACAAGAAAAUGUAGAUACUCUACUCAAAUGUGUGUCACAGAAUCUUGGAUUCAGUCAAGAAAAGCCUGUAGCAGCAUUUACAAUAUACAAAUGCCUUCUCCACUGGAAAUCAUUUGAAGCAGAAAAGACAAGUGUAUUUGACCGUCUUAUUGAAAUGAUUGGAUCUGCACUAGAGGACCAGGACAACAAUGACCACAUGGCUUAUUGGCUGUCCAACACUUGUGCAUUGCUGUUUUUGCUUCAACGUAGUUUGAAAUCCUCUGGUUCAAGUGCUGAUAAACCUGCUGCAACAUCAAUAUUUUCAAGAAUGACCCAGAGUUUUCGUUCAUCUUCUGCCAAUUUACCGGUUGGUGUAGUGCAACUAGUUGAGGCCAAAUAUCCAGCCCUGCUUUUUAAGCAGCAACUCACAGCAUAUGUAGAAAAGAUCUUUGGAAUCAUUAGGGACAAAUUGAAAAAGGAAUUGUCACGACAUGUUUCUUCUUGUAUUCAGGUUCCUAAGACUUCUGAAGAAUCAAAAGAUGAUACUUCUCCAGCUAGUCACUGGCAGAGCAUUAUUGAGUGCCUAAACCAGUUUCUAAGCACAUUAAAAGAUAAUUUUGUGCCUCCAAUACUUGUUCAGAAGAUUUUCACUCAAAAUUUUGCAUAUAUGAAUGUACAGAUUUUUAAUAGCCUUCUUCAGCAUAAAGAGUGUUCAACAUUUAGCAAUGGUGAGUAUGUGAAGUCUGGCUUAGAUUCCUUGGAAAAAUGGUGUACUGAAGCAAAAGAAGAGUAUGCUGGCUCAGCAUGGGAUGAACUUAAGCACACUAGGCAAGCAGUUGGAUUCUUGGUUAUGCCUGAAAAGUCCAAAAUUUCGUAUGACGAAAUUACAAAUGACCUUUGCACUGUUCUGAGUGUUCAACAAUUUUAUAAAUUAUGCACUCUUUACAGUGAUGGUAACAACAAUGAAAGUGUUUCGGCAGAUGUCAUGUCAAGCAUGAAACUUCUUAUGACAGAUGACUCCGAAAAUGAUAGCAGCUCCUUUUUAUUGGAUGAAGAUUCUAGCAUUCCUUUCUUAGUGGAGGACAUCACUGAUUCCAUGAAAGUACAAGAUUUUGCUGAUGUUAAACCCAGUGCUGAACUUACUGAGAAUCCUGACUUCCAAUUUUUACAGGAGUAAGGCACCGUAUCCAGCGCCAGUACUUAGAAUCGGUGCCCUUUCAUUGUAACAUCCAUGCCCCCUAUGUCCGAUAUAUAUUUGGACAUGAGUAUAAGAUAUAAUCUUUUAAAUAUAUAAAAAAAUUUCGAAAAAAAAAAUAAACAAAUUCGUGUUGGACAUAUUUUAAUCUGACACCACUAAUCCAUAGAUAUGGUCAUUUCUCAUCAGCAUUAUUUAUAGUGAUAGGAGGGGAAGAAAAAUGUAAUCUAGUCCCGUGGUAGGAGCUGAUAAAAGCUACUCUGCCCCCAAUCUCAUAUUGUACAAACUGAAAUGCCAAAAGUAUUUAUAGUUUCCUUUUUACGUAUUCAUUGGUACAUAUUAUUAAUUAUAAAGUGGAAUACAAGUGAAUUGAUGUUUGAAUUCAUAUUAUUCAUUGACAAUUAGAAGAAUCUGAUUUGAAUCAAUGACCUCAA